CCCUGUCUCUUUCUCUCGUCUCUCAUUCUGACGCUCCCCUGCUUUGCCGCCUCUCUCUCUCCCUCACACACACACACACACACCGUCUCUCUCUCUCGCCCUCAUUCCUCCGCACCGCUGCAGACAUGGUCGAUGCUUUCGUUGGCACAUGGCUCCUCAAGGAGAGCGAUAAAUUUGACGAAUACAUGAAAGAGCUGGGUAAGUGUUCCGUGUAUUUCUAUUUCUUUCUUCUUCUGUUUUUUUUAAUGCGUGCACAUUGCGCAGGGGAGUACACGGUGACGCUGAAGACCCAGAGUACCAUGAAAAACACAGAGCUCAGCUUCAAGCUGGGAGUGGAGUUCGACGAGACAACCGCCGACGACAGGAAGGUCAAGUCUAUUGUCAAGAUAGAGGACGGGAAGCUGGUGCACAUUCAGCGGUGGGACGAAAAGGAGACCAGCCUGGUCAGGCAAGUCAACGGCAACGUUCUCUUGCUGACACUCAAACUCGGAGAUGUUGUUUGCGAGCGUCGCUACGAGAAGGCAGAGUAAAGAAAAAGAAAUCCCACAACAUUUCAGCAGCUACCUGCAUCAACUAAAAUCCCGCAUCCCAGACUCCUUAACACUUCUUCAAAACAGGCCAAAAAGAAAAAAAAACCCACCUCCUCAUAUGGCUGCUAUCGACCCCCGUCAUUGUCCCUUUUAGUAUUAAUUUAGUAUUAAUUAAUUUAGUAUUGACUGUGACCUCCGCCUCCUUUUCUUCCUCCCCACCUCCUUUAUACGUUGUUCAUUCUACUGUAAGAAACACUGAAUAAAUUCCAUCCAUUUUUUUGAUGUUUGUUUCUCUGUAAGACUCCAGGUCUGCAUUUCUUCUUUUUUUAAGAAUGUGGCCUGGAAGAACAUGUUGCCUGGAAAAGUGUUUGAAAAGUUUUCCUGUGGAGUUCUGAAACGUUUCAAAUAAAAGUGUCUACACUGAUGGACAGACUGGAGGGAAAAAAA
Neolamprologus brichardi is the source of this 977-nucleotide messenger RNA. The record is from RefSeq and is a predicted model, not a curated record. Lineage: Eukaryota; Metazoa; Chordata; Actinopteri; Cichliformes; Cichlidae.